CCAAAGGCCUCUCCCUAUAUAUAUAUCAUUCCCUUCACUUCUGCACCUCUAAAACCCUCAUUUCAACCCUCUAAAACCCAAAAACGACAGCCAAAAAAAAUGAGCUCCUUCGUCAACUCCAACACAAACCUGGACAACCUCCUCCUCCAAGCCCUGAUGGGUAGGCUCCAGAUUCGCCCUCCCAACCAUCACCACAACCCACUCCUUUCCCAUAAAUCCCUCGAAGACCUCCUCCUCUUCGACUCCCCCACCUUCUCCGACGACGACGACGAAAACGACGACGCAGCCGAAAACGACGGCGACAAGACCCUCCUCGCCAAGGAGGAGUCCAGGCUCGAGAAGGAUAUCGUCCGCCUCAUCCUCGCUGGCAACUCCGACCGCCUCCGCCCCAACUCCGGUCAGGCCGUGGCCGUCGGCGACCACCACGUCUGCGUCGGAUUCCACGAGGAGAAGGGCUCGGAUUACCGCGUCUGGGAGUGGCACGGCCACAUCAUGCUCUUCGACGACGAUAAUGGAUAUACUCCCGAGUAUAUCUAUGGAAAUUACUUUGAGAGAUUCCAAUUACCUAAUAAUGCUAAUAAGGCUAGGGUUUCUCCCGCGGAAGAGGAGGAGGAGGAGGAGGCAGCUGAGGAGAAGGUGGCGGCGAAUUUGGGGCUUAGGGAAUUGAUCGACGGCGGUGAGGCUGAUUCCGGUCGGACUCGGGUUCUUCAUCGCAAUAUCAAUGCCGGUUCUUCUUCAAGGGUUUAGUUAGAGAGCAACAAGCUUGAGAUUUGCAAAAGGGGCUUCUUUCUUUUGAUUUUUCAGCGUCAUAAACAUGUAGUAUGGAUUGGUUUGGCCGGUCAUUACAGAGCUUAUUAGAAAAAAGCUGUCCUGUAAUUUGAUUACAUGCUUUCUUGUUAUGCUUUUACUACUCUCUCUUUAUUUCCCUUCUAAUGGCUACCAGUUUUUCCAUUUUAUUUACUAGUCUCUUUAAGCCUUAUUUAAGCUUAAGGAGUAUAUGGUUACAAUUUACAUGCUCAAUAUUCUUUUCUA
This is a messenger RNA of Morus notabilis, 1032 nucleotides long. RefSeq lists its product as uncharacterized. The record is from RefSeq and is a predicted model, not a curated record. Lineage: Eukaryota; Viridiplantae; Streptophyta; Magnoliopsida; Rosales; Moraceae. Bases 100 to 747 code for a protein of 215 amino acids. The transcript is spliced from 2 exons.